Messenger RNA from Alnus glutinosa, 1449 nucleotides. Its product is annotated as aluminum-activated malate transporter 2-like. The record is from RefSeq and is a predicted model, not a curated record. Gene Ontology annotation, biological process: malate transport. NCBI's taxonomy places the organism in Eukaryota, Viridiplantae, Streptophyta, Magnoliopsida, Fagales, Betulaceae. The coding region runs from base 1 to 1449 and encodes 482 amino acids. The transcript is spliced from 7 exons. Gene Ontology annotation, cellular component: plant-type vacuole membrane.
AUGAAUAUUGAAUCUCUAAGUCAUAAAAAUGGUGGACCUUUCACUCGUGCAUGGGGAUGGCUCAAGGCCUUGCCUGAGAAGUUAUGGGCUAAGGCAGUCGAUGUUGCAAAGAAGAUGAAGAAACUCGGAGAAGAUGAUCCAAGAAGAAUUAUCCAUUCGCUAAGAGUAGGACUGGCUCUCACCUUGGUUUCCUUAUUCAACUAUAUCAGACCACUCUAUGAUGGUUUUGGUGACAAUGCAAUAUGGGCUGUUCUGACAGUCAUUCUUGUCCUCGAGUUUUCUGUUGGAGCAACACUGGGAAAAGGCUUGAACAGGAUGCUGGCAACCUUAUCAGGCGGUGCUCUAGGUGUUGGAGUCCAUUACCUAGCAACUCUGUCGGGUGAGACAGGACAGCCCAUAGUAAUUGGGUUCUUUGUCUUUAUGAUAGCUGCAACAGUAACAUUUGUGAGAUUCAUUCCCGCAAUGAAGGCAAGAUACGAUUAUGGGCUAUUGAUAUUCAUAUUGACCUUCUGCUUGAUAUCUAUAUCGAGUUACGGAGAGGAUGAAGUGAUAGAGAUGGCCCAUCAGAGGCUUACGACAAUCAUCAUUGGUAGCUUUGUUGCUAUAGUUAUAUGCAUAUGUAUAUGCCCUGUUUGGAUUGGUGAGAAUCUUCGCAAUCGGGCAGCUACCAACAUGGAAAAGCUUGGGACUUUCUUAGAAGGAUUUGGGGGUGAAUACUUCAACAUACCAGAAGAAGGGCUGUCGAAUAUGGAUGAUAAAUCAUUUCUUCAAGGAUAUAAAAGCAUUCUCACUUCAAAAGACACUGAAGAAACUAUGGCUAAUCUAGCGAGAUGGGAGCUGUGGAACUGUCGUUUUGGGUUCCGUCAUCCUUGGAAACAGUACCUUAAAAUUGGAGCCCUUAGUCGGGAAUGUGCCUACAAAGUUGACGUUCUUAACAGCAACCUUAACUCUAAGAUCCAAACACCCAGUGAGUUCCAAAGCAAAAUCCAAGAGCCAUGCGCUAAAAUUUGCUCAGAAUCUGGCAAAGCACUGAAGGAAAUAGCAGCAGAGCUCAAAAAAAUGACACAGACAACAGCAGUUAAUCCCCAUAUUGUAAACUCAAAAAUGACCGUGGAGAACCUGAAAUCCUUGCUCAAUACGACGUGGCUUUGGAAAAAUGCCAAUCUCCAGGAGACCAUACCAACUGCUGCAGUAGUUUUGAUUGUAAUGGAUAUUGUACCAUACAUCGAGAAGAUUUCAGAGGCGAUUCAAGAAUUAGCAUUCCUUGCACGUUUCAAGAGGGAGGACGCCAGAAGUCCCUACGAUUCGCCCUUCUUUGACGCAAGUGAUGGCUUCCACGUUUACUUCCCGUACGGCCUCGACGAGUCCAUCAUCAAGACAUAUAAGUUGGCAUAUACAGUAGUCGACGGUGUAAAGAAGGAGAAACCACCGUUGGCAUAUUCAGUGUAA